ACCGAAUUCCAACAUUCAGUGCAUUCACGUGUAGUCAUAUCAUUAUCACGUAUUUAUGCCAUUUUAUGUCUGAAUAAAUUAAAAAAUGGGUGUUUACAGUAGCAGUUUUGUUAUAGAGCCCAACUCAGAAAUGGCUGUCUCAGGAUAUUCCCAUCCUAGCAAAGCAAACUGGAUUACAGCUCAUGCUAUAUCUACUGAACUGAGUAUAGCUGAAGUUGAACGUCUGUGGUUAAGGUUCCAACAGAUGGGAGCAAAUCAAGAUGGCUUGUUGACUCAAGAAACGUUAGCUGUUUCCAAACUGUCUAAUGAUGUGUUCAUUAAAAAUAUUUUGAAAUACUUUAAAAGUUCUGAUGGGAAUAUAUCUUUUGAAUCUUUCCUGCGUGCUCUAAAAUGGUGUGAAAGUCAAGAAAUAGAAGUGAAGUGUAAAGCAAUGUUUCAAAUGCUUAAUAAUGGAAAUCCCAUUCCUAGAGAUAUCUUGCAGAAAAUAUUAAGAAGAAUAUACACUCAAGAAGAUGAAGAAGAGAUUUGGAGGAUAACCAACAUAUUUUUCAACACUUUAGAUACUUCUAGAAAAGGUCAGAUUGAAGAAUCUGCAUUUGUGAAUGCUGUCAUGGGCUUACCUCGAGUCCAGACCCAUGCCAUCCUGAAUUUUCAUAUUUUGUCAGAAAAAAUGCGUGAAAAUGUUCACAAAAAUUUACCAGAAUUCAGCAGCCAGGCAGCAUUCUACACACCUAGCCCAUCUUCUAUGUCUCAGGUUCCUUCUGACAGUCUUCUAGGAGAAGUAGCUCAGAAAAUUUACAAGAAAGACUGGGAGCUUGUCGCUAACAGGUUAGGGUUUCUCUCUGAAGACAUAGAACACAUACGAGCCAGCAACUCAGGAAAUACUUACAAACAGGCUUACACAGUUCUGGUCAACUGGAAGACGCGGGAGAGAGAGAAUGCCAAGGCCAGCAUCCUUGAGAGGGUGCUACGGAAUGCUGGGAUGGUUGAUGCAUCUCUGCUUCUUGCACCUUAAUCAGCCUGACUUUUAGAUUUUGUUAAUGUACUGCGGUAUUGAACCUAUUUGAAAAAGUGGAACAAACUUCCAACAUGAACUGAUUCAAUACUUAAUCUUACUUUUUAAAAAAAAUAUUCAGAAAUUUCAAGGGGCCAGUUAGCAAUGCAUCAUGGGCCGCACUUUGCCUAGGUUGGGCAUCACAAAUGUAGAAAGAGUUGUUUAUACAUUUUUAUUUUUAACAAAUAUUUUAUAUACAUUUUGAUAACAAAAAAAAACCUUUGUAUAUAAUAAUUUAUUAUAACAGUAUUUUUAUUUAUUGUACUCCGUCCUUGAAGAAUAAAUUGUGUUGACAAUUCCAGAAUAAAUAUUUUUUGUCAACAUUUCA
Messenger RNA from Biomphalaria glabrata, 1382 nucleotides. RefSeq lists its product as uncharacterized. Lineage: Eukaryota; Metazoa; Mollusca; Gastropoda; Planorbidae. Gene Ontology annotation, biological process: signal transduction. Gene Ontology annotation, molecular function: protein binding. The record is from RefSeq and is a predicted model, not a curated record. The transcript is spliced from 10 exons. Bases 86 to 1015 code for a protein of 309 amino acids.